Microdochium trichocladiopsis is the source of this 2609-nucleotide messenger RNA. RefSeq lists its product as uncharacterized. NCBI's taxonomy places the organism in Eukaryota, Fungi, Ascomycota, Sordariomycetes, Xylariales, Microdochiaceae. Bases 42 to 2369 code for a protein of 775 amino acids. The record is from RefSeq and is a predicted model, not a curated record. The transcript has a single exon.
CCUUGGUUGAGCAUGGAGCUCCUAGUCCGCAAGGCUGGCUCAUGCCGCGCAAGAAGCGAUAUCGCACCUACUCCCAAAGACGCCAGCCCGAAGGCAGUCAAGAUUCAGUGGACGCCACGCUGCCCGCGACUGCACUCACACUCCGGGCCUUCCAUCAGGGGCAGGACGAGGGCGGCCAACGACAGCUGUGCCCAUCAACACCACUUCUCCGCCGCGCUACAGGUCAGAUCUUCUCCUCACCGGUGCAACCGCGGCAAGUUGGUGGCGGAGCCCGCGUAGAUAUCGUGUCAGAUAUCACCCAGAAGCCACGCCGCAGAGGUCGAAGGAAGCAAACAGAGAUCAACGAGCGACUCUCCUGUUUACGUGGCCAUUGUAACGCCAGCCACUAUGCCGAUCUUGAAUCAAUCUAUCGGGCCUUCGAGGCUCUCCUGAUUGCGACUGCACCGCAGGCAACACCGCAGAAAGGCGGACACAGCUUGUUAGGCAUCUGCUUGCGCAGGAUGCCAGAUUACAUUGCCGGCGUCGAGGCUUGGGAGAUGGACGAAGCCAGGACAUCUGGCACAGGCUCAGCCAGGGAAGGCAUAAACACCUCGUCACGCAUCUAUAACGACCUAGAAAUGCUCGGUGCGAGUACCGGCUGGAAGCACUUGCGUUCUGUUGCGCUAGCUGAUGGCGUAAGGGCUCUGGCACUGGCAAUAGAAGAGGGUCUCUGGAUGUCCGAGUUCACAAAAAUAUUGGCCAAUCUUUGUGUGCAGUUUGGCGCUUUGAAGGAGGCCGAACGUCUUCUCAGCGCCUUAUCUAGUUGCAUGAUGGCGCAGGUGGCUACAACAAACCACGUCAUACCAGGACGGCACGAUCUGCUCCCACAUACUCUUCUGCUCAAUUUUGCUCGCGAGGUUGGACGGAAAGCCUAUGUGCUCGAACAGUACCGCCAGCUUGUUGUUCAUGAAGCCUUCUCCAUGGAUUGGCUACAGUCGGACGAGUUCAAUAGCGUGUGGGAGCUGGCUGUUGGCGCUUUGUCCAAAGGCUCCGCAGCCAGCCAUGCUGUUGAUUUUCUGACAACCCUGGUAAUCGUCAUAGGGCAACGUCUACCACGGAGCGCCGCCAUGCGACGUGCAAAGAGUCACGGUGCAGAUAUCGCUACUUCGCAACAUCGCGCCGUCAUUGGCGCUUUAUCAGCUAUGGCUUCGAUGAGCUUCCUAGGUGAACAUAGGUCACCCGAAUUUUUGCAUACCCGAGAAAGAACUAUGCGAGUCGGCAGCAGGCUCCGAUACAUCCUUCGCGCGUGCAUAUGCAGCUUCCGACAACGACGGAAACACCUUUCACACAUGGGCUACAGCUUGACUUGCCUCGCUUUGCUUUGCUCAUCGACAACAUUGCGGGAUGAGACUAUUGAGAUCGAUCUCGCAUUGAGCUUGAGCGGACUUUGGAGUGAGCGUACCACACUCUGCGCAGGCUGGACACCUCGCUGGCGUGAGCAUUUUGAUAUCUUGGUAUCACUCGUGUCUUCCAUAGCGGUAAACUGCAGUCGCGCCACAGUAGAACCGCCACAGCACUUCUUGGAUAUAUUUGCCUGCCGCUUACAACAGCUGAAUUUGGACAAUGGUGUCGUGGAUGCCCUCAAGACAGCUUCUGCUUUUCACCUGGCCCAGCAAACAAAUAGCGUUCGGGAUCUCAUAUAUGCCGAGAACCUGCAGCGGCCCAACGCUGCGAAUGCACAGCACCAGAGCAAUCCAGCGAUCACGCCAGUCAAGACAGCGUCACAGAUGCUCUUCACAGGAUAUGCCUGGGACGAAACUAUCGGUGAAUGGGUCACAGCAACACCAGCCACGACGAAGUUGGCAGAGCGGACGCCACAGCGAACGCGAAUGGAGCAGGACUCCGAAGACAGCGAAGAUGACCUGUCGCUUGAUACGAUUGAGACACCGCAAGCCCGGUCCUCCCUCCCAAUCACGCCGUAUACUACCCGCUCAGAAUUAGGGCCAAGGUCGGCCGACUUCGCUCGAUUUAAGAGGCAAGGUUGCGCUAGACUUCAAGCACGCCGAUCACUACCGGCAAACAUCCACACAUCCUUAGCUGUUGAACAGCUGGACUCGAGCUCUGACGCUGUCUCUGAAGACACUGAUUCGGACGAAAGAAAUGCCUUAUGGGCGGAGGACGAGCUUGCUCGAGAUUAUUACAAUGACGAGGAGGAAACCGACGACGGAGCUCCCUCAACAAAACAUGUCGGCGUAAAGCGACGCCGAACCCACUCGGACUUGUUCGCUACAACUCGCAAUAGGAGUCGGAAUCGACACAGUGUUGUAUCACACACUAUUUCGUGCAGCUUUGUCGGAGAUUCGAGCAGCGAUGAUGAGCUUGGGCUGUGAGCAAGGCAUUGGUCAGGGUUUAUGCAGGCUAGCAUUUGUGGUGAUAUAGACCUGUCCUGGCAAGUUCUCAGUAUUUCUUUCUGUAUAGCACUAUAUCCAGGAUAAUCGCAAUGUUUGGCAUCUUCAAACUCGCCGUUCGGGUGCAUAACCACCCAGUGCCUCCUGGCACGUUUGAACAAGUAAAACCAUCAGGUUUCGUGAACUUUGAGUCAUCCUGGCCCCAAGACUCUAUACAACUAG